AUGGCGAGUGGUUCCGGUAAUAUCCCAGACGAUCUGUUAGAGAACAUCAGAAACCGCCUCAACACCAAAACCGACGUUUCUAGAUUCCGCGCAGUCUGUAAGUUGUGGCGGUCCUCUAUUCCUUCCUUCGAGAAGAACCUGCUCCAAUUGCCCUCGGAAGUGAACAUUGCAGACCCAGACAGCGGCUAUGAUAUUUGCGGAUAUAGCUUUACCCUCGUCGAGAGUGUAGUCUAUCAUCUCGCACCUCCCAACGAUGAUGAUCCCCAGAAAAGAGGUUGGUUGAUUAAUGUCAAACAAGUAGGUCUUGAUCAAAAGGGUGAACAACACACUCAUCACGUGUUGCAUCCGCUCUCCCGCUUAUUUCGAGGGCAGCCCAAGUCCUUCCCCAACGUAUUCAACUUUAUGGAAUCUCGGGUAUUUGAAGUGGCAAUAAUGUAUAGUCUAGUAGAAUAUGGUGGGGAGAUGCGUGGUGAUUUUAAGGUGGCUGCAUCCUUGAAUCUUGAUUUCCCUGCUUUCAUGGCAAUUGAUCUAUUCGGAACGUUGUACUACGGAGAGCUAGGUGCUGACGUUGUAGAUUGCACCAACUUCCUUCUGAAGUUGGAUGACGAAUACCGCGAUUUUCAAGACGUUAUUUUCUUCAAAGGAAGGUUUUGUGCCGUGUGUCGUGACGGGAGAGCAGUGGCGGUUGAUUCUUGUCUGAAUAUGGAAAUGAUUGCAUCUCCAUUACCGAAUAUCGCUUGCCUUGACCACGAGAAGAAGAAGAAGUUGGUGGAGUCGUUGGGAGAGCUGCUUUUAGUUGAUAUGUAUUUGAAGGGAAAUCCGUCAGACUAUACAUUCGAGAUUUUUUACGCUCAAGCUCACGAGAAGCAAUGGGUUAAGCUAGAGGCGCAAGCUCUGGAUGAUCGAAUAUUGGUGCUAGGGGAUGACGGCUGCUUCUCUCUUUCGAUGAAAGAUUUCCCUGGAGUGGAAGGGAGAUGUAUUUAUUUCCACGAGCCUCAUCAUAGCAAGAGUUACGAGUUCCAUCGGUUAAGAAGCAUAUUAAGCGAUAUUGCAGUGUACAGCUUGGAUUCUGGCCGUGUCUCGCGGUUAGCAGAUUUUCCGAGUUCGAACAUCAUCUUUUGCCCACCCCCAACCUGGACGUGGCCUAAUAUGCCAGAGUUGUCUUGCAGACGUGAUCAAGGGGAAGACUCCGGAUCAAGGGCGAGGAAGAGGAGGAAGAUCAAGGCCGUCGUGAGAUGCCGUAAUGGGCGUUGAAUAAGUUCUCGAUCGGUGGUGUUUCUCUUUUACAUACCAUGUAUUCUGUUCUAGCUCGAUGACUUCUUAUGAUUCUCUGUUUGAACUUUGUAGUAGUUUUUGUAACUUAUACAUCUCAUUGUCUUGUGUGUUUCUGUUUUCCGUUUCCAAGUUGGUGUUUAUGAUGAUCGAUUACCGAAAAAUAUGAAGAAAAACGAACUCGAAAUUGA
This is a messenger RNA of Pyrus x bretschneideri (Chinese white pear), 1463 nucleotides long. Its product is annotated as F-box protein SKIP23-like. The record is from RefSeq and is a predicted model, not a curated record. Bases 1 to 1254 code for a protein of 417 amino acids. The transcript has 2 exons. NCBI's taxonomy places the organism in Eukaryota, Viridiplantae, Streptophyta, Magnoliopsida, Rosales, Rosaceae. Gene Ontology annotation, molecular function: protein binding.